UUGUUUGUUUGUUUGUUUGUUUUUUGUCAUAGUCUCCUGCCUGGACUGCUGUUUCAUGCUUUACCACGGCGUGGCGCCCCGAUACUAUGCACCAGCAAUUCAAUCUUCGUUCAGAAGUAAAACGCUAGAAUCUUACGUGAAGGAUAAAUACAAUGGCAAUGAACAUAAUUCGAGCAGAUAUUGAUUAGUUAACACGAAAACUGGUACUGGGGUCAGUGUAACGAUUUCAUAUGAAAUUUAAGAUGUAAGAUUGAGGGACUGUGUUUAUAUAAAGGUGGUGUGUUGUUCAGAUAACAGUCUCAACCUAUUCUCUCUCAGUGGUCACUUCUCAUGCAGAACGCGUAGCCAGAGACAGGACUGCUCUGCGUAUAUCAGCUAGUGUUCAAGUCCAGUUUUUAAAGAUAUCCCAUUGUAAAAUAAGAUACGGGAAUCAUUUUUGAUUGUUUUGGGUCGCAAUCGAUUCAUCAAGAUCAUUUUGAUUGCUGAAUAUAUUCGGUUGGAGCUUUUUUAGUUCUUCGGUGUACUGAAGAAGGGGACAACGUGCUUUGAAUAUAGAGCAGACUUUGACUAAAACUGACUACGGUUUGACCGCCCGACCCUUCAGUCAAAACCGCCAACAAAUGAAAUAGCUGCUGAACUCGAUAAUACUACCAAGAGUAUUUUAGCUAUUAUUUGUGAACGCCUUCGUUCUAAUUAAACGACACGCUUAAUUGGGCUAAUUCUACGAGUCGCUUUACCUCCCGUUCAAGAAGGGAAAUCUUUUCCUUUGAUCGAAACGGGAAACGUCCAAAAGAGAAGCAGUGCAGCGGAGGAGAUGCAUUAGUGAUUUUUAACCGGACUUAUGGCUUCGCUGUAUCAGAGAUUCACGGGAAAGAUUAAUACGAACAAAUCUUUCCCGCACCCACCUGAAGCUAGCCACCUUCUCGGAGGACAGGUUCCCGAUGAAGAGAAGACUGGAAAGAUCCCUCAGCCCGCGACUGACGGCCCACCGCGGGUGCAGUAUCGAAAGAGAAAUACGUGUGAGGAUGAGGACGAGCUGGUGGGUAGUGCCCCAACUCAGCGGAACUGGAAGGGAAUCGCCAUCGCACUGCUGGUCAUCCUGAUUAUCUGCUCUCUGAUCAUCACCUCCGUUAUCCUGCUGACCCCGCAUGAGGAUGACAGCCUGGCCUUAAAGAAGAGAGUCACCAUAGAGGACCUAUUCAGUCAGGAGCUCCAGGUCCAUGAUCCCGAGGCCAAGUGGCUCAGUGGCCGUGAGCUGCUCUACCGCAACCGGAAUGGCGAUGUGAUCAGGCUGGACGUGGAGAGCAACACCUCGACGGUCCUGGUGGAGAACCGGAUGUUUCAAACUUAUAAAGCCAGCAAAUACCAAGUCUCCCCUGAUUUGACACAUGUGCUACUGGCCUACAAUAUCUUACCGAUCUAUCAGUAUUCCUAUACGGCAUCCUACAUCAUUUGCAGCCUCACCACGCCUGACACAGUGGUCUUGACUCCCAAUGAGGUUAAGCGCACCACAUUGCAGUAUGCUGGAUGGGGCCCAAAAGGCCAGCAGCUGAUCUUCAUAUUUGAGAAUAACAUCUAUUACAAGCCCACUGUGACUGACCAUCCCAUUCGCUUGGUCACUACAGGAAAGGAGGGUGUGAUAUUUAAUGGGCUCUCCGACUGGCUUUAUGAAGAGGAGAUUUUCCGGAGUUACACUGCUCACUGGUGGUCACCAGAUGGCCUCAGGCUGGCAUAUGCCACCAUCAAUGACACCCUAGUACCCAGCAUGGAGAUGCCCAUGUUCACUGGCAGUCUGUACCCACGCAGUCAGGAGUACCGCUACCCAAAAGCCGGCACAGAGAACCCCGAUGUCUCCCUGUCAGUGGUGAGUCUCAAUGGCCCCUUGCACACAGUCAGGAUGAAAAAACCUGAGGACCCCAGGAUCGGGAAAGAGUACUACGUAACCAUGGUAAAAUGGGCUACUAGCACCAAGCUGGCUGUGAACUGGCUAAACCGGGCACAGAAUAACUCCAUCCUCACCCUGUGUGAAGCCACCACAGGAAUCUGCACCAAAAAACACGAGGACGAGAGCGAGAGCUGGCUCCACAGACAGAAUGAAGCGCCGCUUUUCUCACGGGACGGCCUCAGGUUCUUCUUCACCCGAGCAGUGCCGCAGGGUGGCUUGGGCAAGUUCUUCCACAUCUCCAUGUCCACCUCUCAGCCCAACAGCAGUUCCGACACGCUGCAGUCCUUGACUUCAGGCAACUGGGAUGUCACAGAAGUUUUGGCCUAUGACGAGAUGUCCCAGCUGGUAUACUUCCUGAGCACGGAAGACGAUCCAAAGCGGCGCCAUCUGUACAGUGCCUCGACCACAGGCUCCUUCAACAGACGCUGCCUGUCCUGCGACUCCGACUGUGGCUACGUCAGCGGCGCGUUCAGCCCCAGUACACACAACUUCCUUCUCGAGUGCAAAGGUCCUGAUGUGCCCUACACAGCUGUCUACAGCACUCAGGACCGGCUCUAUCAAAAGCUGCUGGAUGUGGAGACCAAUGCUCUGCUGAACAUCACAGUGAGCUCCAUGCAGAUGCCCAGGGUGGAGUACCGAACCAUCACCAUCGACGAAUACCCCCUGAACAUCCAGAUCCUAAAGCCAGCGGGGUUCAUAGACACAGCCCAGUACCCUUUACUCCUUCUUGUGGACGGCACCCCUGGUGGUCAGACAGUGACGGAGCAGUUCCAAGUGGACUGGGCCACGGUUCUGGUGAGCUCCUACAGCACGAUCGUCAUGCGUUUCGACGGCCGGGGCAGUGGAUUUCAGGGCACUAACCUGCUCCACCGCAUCAAGAGGAAACUUGGAAUCCUGGAGGAGUUAGACCAGCUGGAGGCAUUGAGCAUUAUAUCUAAGGAGACAUAUAUUGACAAAACAAGAAUUGGCGUCUAUGGGAGGGUGUAUGGGGGAUACCUUGCCAGCCUUCUUUUAAAUUCUGAAGAAGCUCUGUUCAAAUACAACUUCAAAUUCAAAUGCGGAGUCGCCGUCUCUCCCAUCACCGAUUUCAAUCUAUACGCCUCAUCUUUCUCCGAGCGAUAUUUAGGAAUUCCUCAGUCCAGUCAGAGAGUGUAUGAGAUGUCAAGCUUAGUACGUCGGACAAGCCUACUAGACGAUAAGAAGUUCUUAAUUAUUCAUCCUACAGCUGAUGAGAAAGUCCAUUUCCAGCACACUGCAAAAUUUAUAAGCCAUUUAAUAAAUAAAAAGGCCAAUUACACAUUACAGAUCUACCCAGACGAAGGCCACUUCCUGCACUCCAAGAAGGCCCAGCUGCACCUGAGUCAGUCGAUCAUCAAUUUUUUCGAGGCGUGCUUCAGACCGCCCGAGAUUGUGACACAGGAGGAGCUGGAGCAGGAGAACGAGGAUGACGGUUAAGACUCCACCCCUCAGAGCUGAGCACAGGCCAGCUUACCCCUGGAUAUGCAAACUGUCCCCCCUCCCCUCCACAACCUGCAUCGUCAUCUCCAACAAGAUUGGGUUCUCCUGAACACGUGCAUGGAUCAGACCCCUUCGCCUCUGACUGGCUACCAGGACAGGUGAGAGCAAGAAAGCAGCACAAGUGAGCUGAAGAGGCAAAUGGGACAUUUCUUCUUCCUCUCCCCUCGGAUGAAGCCCCGCCACCCCCCACCCCUGGAUGUUGAGCGCCCUCGUGUGGACCAAGCCAGUAGCAUCACAGCUACCCUCUGCAACUCUUCCGUGCACGGCUUCUCAAACCAUGCACCGAUUAUGUAAUCUUCUAAGAGAGGACAAUAGCACAAGAUUUAGGUCAGUGGAAAAGGCAGAGGAAAGAGUGCAAAUAGCUAUUUAAGAAUACUGGUUACUUAACACCACCUUGUUAGUUUUUAACGUGUUGCAUUCAACUUCUGAGCUUAAUAAGGGCCCUUAUUUGGAUCUAAAAGAUAUUCUCAAACUGUUUCUUCGUUUGUCCGUCUCAUUUAAUAAUGUGAAUCAUCCUGUUAAGUCAAGUAUUUGUUACAGUACAGUAGCUUUAAAUUGAUAUUUAGUAAUAAAUGGCCCAUAACACUGUAUACUGGUCAUUUGUGAAUGGGUCAGUUUAGAAAUCAAUGUGAUUUUAAACAUUGCUCUGAUUAGUUCCUAAAGCUGGGGACAUGGAAGCCUAGGUUAUUUUAGUCACUGUGCCUUACUAAGUAAAGCUGUAUAAGAUGGGCUGUCCACACAAAAAGAAACAAAUAUGUUUAACAUAGAAAUAAUUUUUACAUUGAGAAAGGAUAGAAAGUUAGGAACCAUAACAGAACCCUGUCAACAGCAUCUUGUACAAACUUGCUAGUAUUCUGGUCAUUUUGGCUAUAGAGUAAUAGUGAAUUUCAAACCUGUAUUAAUGGUGUAGCUUACGUCAUCAGGUACAGCUCAUACAAUAGCCAUUAUAUUUCAUAUAAUGGUCGUGUUUAUGUCCAAAAAGGUCCUUGAGGCACAUUUUGUACAGACCAAGUUGUUUUAAUUCGGCAUGCUAGCAAGUAAAAUGCAGAUUGUUUUUUGUUAUUAAGUAUCUAAGUGUUGUAACCUCUGACGGCUUAAAUAUGCCCAUGUGGUUCCAUGUAAUGUGCCGUCUCGUCUGCAGAUGUACAAAUGUAUAAAUUACAAAACUGUUUCGGUCCCUACUGUUUGUGACUUGUACAUAAAGCAUUUUCAAAACUUUUU
This is a messenger RNA of Electrophorus electricus (electric eel), 4684 nucleotides long. RefSeq names its product dipeptidyl-peptidase 6b (gene dpp6b). Gene Ontology annotation, molecular function: serine-type peptidase activity; potassium channel regulator activity. NCBI's taxonomy places the organism in Eukaryota, Metazoa, Chordata, Actinopteri, Gymnotiformes, Gymnotidae. Gene Ontology annotation, cellular component: voltage-gated potassium channel complex; plasma membrane. Gene Ontology annotation, biological process: regulation of potassium ion transmembrane transport; proteolysis. The record is from RefSeq and is a predicted model, not a curated record.